GGAGAAACAGUGCACGGGAGUGAAGACAGAGGAAAGACAGCAAAGCACUUGCAGGGAAUUUAUACGCUGGAACUACUGGCUGUUUUGUGUCCUGAGUGAAAGUCUGGGCGGAAUACAGUGUUGUUUCGCCUGAUAAGUGCAUUCAUGUCUUCCUGUGCCACAAUGGGUAAAUGCUGGAGUCAGCAUCUCCACAUCAUGCUCCUUAUUUGGACUUGUGUAGUAAGCCAGCAAAAGAUGGACAUGAUCCCCUUAAAGUUUACGCACUCACUCUACAAUGCAACAAUAUACGAGAAUUCUGCUGCAAGAACCUUUGUUGAAUGCCCAGUUAAAAUGGGCAUUUUCAUACAGGACAGAUCUUGGGAUAUAUGGUACAGAAUAGAAGCUGGGGACCAUGAAAAAAUAUUCAAAGCAGAAAAGUAUGCUUUGGGUGACUUCAGUUUCCUGCGAAUAAGAACCAAAGGGGGCAGCUCAGCCACACUGAACAGGGAGGUAAAAGAUAAGUAUUUGUUCACUGUACAAGCAAUUGAAAGACACUCAGGAGCAGAGGCACAAACCCAAGUUCAGCUUGAAGUUUUGGAUGCAAAUGAUCUCAGACCGCUUUUUUCACCAACCUCCUAUAGCAUCUCCAUUCCUGAAAACACUCCCAUAAGAGCCAGCAUUGGAAGAGUCUCAGCAACAGAUGCUGACACUGGCACCAAUGGAGAGGUCUACUUCAGCUUCAAAGAGUGGACUGCUAUGUUCUCCAUCCAUCCAACAAGCGGUGUCAUAACUCUCACAGGCAAACUGGAUUACCCCGAGAUGCCACAGUAUGAGAUUGAUGUGCUAGCUGUGGACAGAGGCUUGAAGCUCUCUGGAAGAAGUGAUGUCAGUAGUACAGCAAAACUGACAGUGCAGAUACUGCAGUCCAAUGACCAUGCACCUGUUGUCAAAGCAGUUCCAUUAACUCCAAGGAACACCACCAAGGAUCCUACUUAUGCAUUGGUAUCUGUGGAGGAUGAUGAUGAAGGGCAAAAUGGGGAGAUAGCCUCUCUGAGCAUAGUGGCUGGAGAUCCGCUCCAGCAGUUUAAGGCAAUUAGAACAAGUCCUGGAAGCAAAGAGUAUAAGAUCAAGGCAAACAAAGAGGUGGUCUGGGAGGGACAUGACUUUGGCUAUAACCUUACCUUGCAGGCCAAAGAUAAGGGAAACCCACCAAAGUUUUCUUCAGCAGUAGUAGUGAGGGUGAAACCUCCAUAUGAAAAAAUGGAGGCUCUGCAAUUUGAAAAAAGUAUCUACAGAGUUACGCUCAGUGAGUUUGCACCACCACACUCUCCAGUAGUCAUGGUCAGAGCUGUAACAAAACUUCCAAAUUUGAAGUAUUUAUUACAGUAUAAGAUGCAACAGCACAGGAACCCAUUCACUAUUAAUGAAAACACUGGCCUCAUAACCACUGUGGAAUCUGUUCAGGCAGAACAUGUUAGCCAGUAUGAGUUUGAUGUAACUACUAGCAAUGGACAAUCUUCAACUAAGGUAGUUGUUAAUGUCAUUGACAUGAACAACAAUGCUCCAAAGUUUCAACAGUCUAAAUAUGAAGCUAGCAUUGAUGAGCAUGUGCCUGUAGGGACUAGCAUUUUAACAGUCAGUGCUAGCGAUGAUGAUGAAGGAGAGAAUGGCUAUGUUACCUACAGUAUUGUUAGCAUGAACAAAAAGCCUUUUGCUAUUGACUAUUUUACUGGCAUCAUAAGCACAUCUGAAGGGUUGGACUAUGAAAUGAUGCCAAGCAAAUUCUACCUAAGGGUUCGAGCUUCUGAUUGGGGGUCCCCUUUCCGCCGUGAAGCAGAAGCUGUGGUCUUAAUAUCUCUCAACAACCUGAAUGAUAACCAGCCACUCUUUGAGAAUAUUGACUGUGAGGUAGCCUUACCAAGAUCCUUUGGAGUUGGUGAGCAGAUAAUAGUGGUUUCUGCAAUUGAUGCAGAUGAUUUAGGAGUUGUGAGGUAUCACAUAAGUGCAGGUAAUGAGAGGGAUUUCUUUGAAUUAGAUCCACCGUCUGGUGUGCUAACACUUAAAAAGCCUUUAAUUGAUGGUGAUGGCAAAGAACAUCCUUUCCAUGCUUUACACAUAGAAGCAAAUGAUGGGGAGAUAUCCAGUUCACCCAUGCUUUUGAAUAUCACAGUUGUUAGCAGUUUGAAAGAAAUACGCUCAAAGUGUGUGGAAACUGAAGCCCUAAGACGUUUAGCUGAGAUGCUUCUCUUUGGCUCUAAACUGCACACUGAAACGGAAAUGGUGGGGGAAUUUGGAGACAUGCAUUCUGUCAACAACAGUGUACCACAGUUUGCAGAAUCCAUUCCUAGUCAGAUAGAGGUUAGAGAGGACCUUCCAGUGGGGAAUAGUGUAGUGCUUCUCAAAGCAACAGAUGCAGAUAAUGGCUUCAAUGGGAAAUUGCUUUAUGUGAUAUCAGGAGGAAAUGUUGACAGUUGUUUCAUGAUAGAAACAGAUACUGGAUGGCUUAAAGUUCUUGAACCUCUUGAUAGAGAAACAACUGACCACUACACACUUAACAUAACCGUAUAUGACCUUGGUUUACCUCAGAAGUCCUCAUCACACAUUUUAGAGAUCAGUGUGUUGGAUGUCAAUGACAAUGGCCCAGAGUUCCUAGAGCAUGAGUAUUCAGUGGACAUUAGAGAAGACAGUGCUGCAGGAACAGAUAUCAUUCAGCUUGAAGCUACGGAUAAGGAUUUAGGGAUCAAUGGAGAGGUCAGCUACUCCUUUCUGACCAAAACAGACAAAUUUGACAUAAAUGAAGAGACAGGGAUUGUAACAGUUAAAAGCCCAUUGGACAGAGAAGUGAACCCAUGCUUUGCUUUGAAGGUUGCUGCUUAUGAUAAGGCAACACAUGAUCCUCAGUUGAUGUCAACAGUGAUUCUGAAUGUCAUGUUAGAGGAUGUAAAUGACAAUGCUCCUACUUUUUUUCCUUUGCACUACCGGGUGAGAGUGUGGGAGGAUAUACCAGUGGGUACCUUGAUAUUAUGGCUGGAGGCCCAUGACCCUGACUUGGGUCAGUCUGGACAAGUGAGGUACAGCUUGACCGAUGAUGCAGAUGGAAGCUUUCAGGUGGAUAAAGUGAGUGGAGCAGUGUACCUCUCUCAGCCCCUUGACUUUGAGAGGAAACAAGCAUAUAAUCUGACAGCAAAAGCUAAAGACAGAGGAAAACCAAUCUCUUUGUCCUCAGUGUGCUUCAUUGAAGUGGAGAUAGUGGACAUCAAUGAGAAUUUGUAUCGCCCUUCUUUUCCCUUUUUUGUGGACUGGGGAAGUGUGAGUGAGGACGCCCCAGUUGGAUCUUCUGUAAUGGAAGUUACUGCACAUGACGAGGAUGAGGGAAGAGAUGGAGAGAUACGCUAUGCCAUACAUGAUGGCUCAGGCCUUGGGGUUUUUACUAUUGAUGAAGUGACCGGUGUCAUAAGGACACAGGAAAUACUGGACCGCGAGACCACCAGUCAUUACUGGUUGACGGUCUAUGCCACUGACCAGGGGGUAGUACCACUCUCGUCUUCUGUGGAGGUCUACAUAAAUGUUCAGGAUGUCAAUGACAAUGCUCCGCAGACUUCAGAACCUGUCUAUUACUCCUCUGUGCCAGAAAAUUCUCCAAAAGAUAUGUCCAUCAUGCAGAUCCAAGCCUUUGAUCCUGACUCCAAAACCAGUGACAAACUGACCUACACGAUCACCAGCGGGAAUCCACAGGGAUUUUUUAACAUUGAUUCUCAAACAGGUUUGAUAAUGACCACUUCUCGAAAAUUGGACCGGGAAAAGCAAGAAGAGCAUAUACUUGAGGUCACCAUUUCUGACGAUGGCAUUCCGAGCAUGUAUACAGUCAUUCGUGUGGUAAUGAAGGUACAGGAUGAAAAUGACAACUCUCCUCAGUUCCUCGAGAAGGUCUAUAAAAUCAAGCUAGUGGAGCGGCCAAAGGCGAUCAGAUGGAAGCCGGUUUAUCGCGUCAUUGCCCACGAUAGAGAUGAGAGUCCUCACUCUGAAAUCUCAUACAGCAUAGAGGAGGGGGACGAGCACAGGAAAUUCUUCAUUGAGCCCAAAACUGGGCUGAUCUCAUCCAAAGAGGCUUUCUCAGCAGGAGACUAUCACAUUCUCACGAUUAAGGCCCUGGACAAUGGCUGGCCUCAGAAGUGGUCCAUCUGCCGGUUGCACAUUGAGUGGAUUGCAAAGCCUGAGCCGCCUAAACAGGCACUGGUGUUUGAGGAGACCUCACUCCAAUUCUCUGCCAUGGAGAGUGAUCCAGUGGGCCAUAUGGUGGGAGUCAUCAGCACUCAGCCUCUAGACUCUCCUGUCUGGUUCGAUAUCAAAGAAGACACACACGCUAAAGAAGUGUUUCACAUCGUUCAGAUGGCUUGUGACCUGAGCUGCAGAACAGAAGGUGGAAACGUUGACAGCCGCUACAAUGUGGAGAAGGGCAGUGGCACUAUCAUCAUUGCCAAAGCGCUGGACGCAGAGCAGCAGUUAAAUUAUAACCUAACGGUGGAAGCAACAGAUGGAACCAGAUCCAUCAGCACCCAGGUCUUAAUCCAAGUUAUUGACACCAAUGAGCAUCGACCCAAGUUUGGCCAAGCCAAGUAUGAAAUCAGUAUUCCAGAGGAGACCCAGCCAGGGAUGAAGAUACUGGAGAUCAGUGCUACAGAUAAAGAUGAGAAGAAUAAACUAUUCUACACACUAUUGAGCAGCACAGACCCACAUAGCCUGAAGAAGUUUCGUCUGGACCCCGGAACGGGUUUUCUGUACACUACUGAGGAACUGGAUCAUGAGACCAUGCAUAGACACAUCCUCACUGUAAUGGUCCGAGAUCAGGACGUCCCAGUCAAGCGUAACUUGGUGCGAGUGAUCAUCAAUGUUGAGGAUGGCAAUGACAAUGCACCUUGGUUUACCAGCUCUUGGUACACUGGACGCGUGUUUGAGACAGCUGCAGUUGGCUCAGCUGUAUUACAGGUCACUGCUCUGGACAAAGACAAAGGUCAAAAUGCAGAGAUCCUCUACAGCAUAGAGUCUGGAAAUCAUGGAAAUUCCUUCAGUAUAGAUCCCUUCUUGGGCAUAAUAAAGGUUGCAGCAGAGCUCAGCAGUGACCAGAAAAGUCAGUAUGAGCUGGAGGUGAAAGCAUCAGAUAAAGGAGAACCUCCUUUAAGCGCUUUUACAACUAUCUCUAUAACAGUCACCAUUUCUGAUAAUGCCGAGCCGAAGUUUCAUCGCAGCCCGAUCACAGCUGAGAUCAGUGAGGCGGCUCCAGUUGGGAGUUUCGUGACCAUGGUUGCAGCCUCGAGUCAGUCAUCUGUCUUUUAUCAAAUCAAAGAAGGAAAUGUGAAUGGCACCUUUGACAUCAAUCCAAACUCCGGUGCCAUUGUCACCCAAAGGAAGUUGGACUAUGAGACUCUAUCUUCAUAUAAAUUGACUGUGCAAGAUGCUGAUGAGGAUGCGAAUGCCAGGCUUGUCUAUCAGAUUGUGGAGCCAUUUGCUCACAACUACUUUACCAUUGAUUCUGGCACAGGAGCAAUUCAGACAAUCAGUGGUCUUGAUUAUGAGCAGCAGAGUAUGUUCCACUUCACAGUGCAGGCCCAUGAUACUGGCUUACCACGCUUAUUUACGCGGCACAUUGCCAAUGUGACAGUCCACGUCACUGAUGUCAACGACUGUGAGCCAAAAUUCAGCCAGGACUCCUUUGAAACAACCCUGCUGUUGCCAACCUACAAGGGAGUGAAAGUGAUUUUGCUAAAUGCCACAGAUGAUGACUCCCCACCCAAUGCCAAACUGCUGUUCUCCAUUUUAGAUGGCAACAUUCACAACAAGUUCAGGAUUGACCACAUUUCGGGCGAGAUCUUUGUUCAGAAUGCCACAGAACUGCACAGCAGAUACAUUUUGACUGUCAGGGUUUCUGAUGGAAGGUUUAUGAGCACAGCAACUGUAAAAAUAAAGGUUCGAGACAACAAAAACCAUGGAUUGAAAUUCACUCAGGAAAUAUUCACUGCCUCCAUACAGGAGAACUCAUCAGAAAGGGAAACUCUGGCUAUUAUUGCUACAGUCGGAAAUAAAAUGAACGAACCUUUAUUUUACUCCAUUCUCAAUCCAGACGAUAGAUUUGAUAUAGGUUGUACAUCUGGUGUUCUCUUUACUACUGGAGUACCAUUUGAUCGUGAGGAGCAGGAUACAUUUGAUGUGAUUGUGAAGGUUACAAACGAGCAUGAAGAUGCUGUAACUGCCCAUGUCCUUGUAAAAGUCAUUGUCAAAGAUGUGAAUGACAACGCACCCUUGUUUGUAGACCUACCCUACAAUUCUGUUGCUCAGAUGGAUGCUGAAGUGGGAACAGUCUUGAGGCAGGUCACUGCAGUGGACAUUGAUGUUGACAGAAAUUCAGUGAUUAAAUACCAUUUGAAGGGGCAUGAUGAAUAUUUUCAGAUAAAUCCCUCUGGUGAAAUCUCUCUGAAGAGGCCAUUUGAGCAGGAAAGUCUCAACACAAAAUAUGUGCUAAAUAUUAUUGCUGAAGAUGGAGGUGAUCAGGCCCUCUCCUCAACAGCACAAGUGAUGAUUACUGUGGUCAACAAACCCACUCCUGUGUUUGAACGACCUUUUUAUAAGAUUGAAGUUCCAGAGGAUGUGCAGUUACAUGCUUCUGUAUUGCAGGUUCUGGCUAAUGAGUCUGUUGGACCUCGCACUGUCUACAGGAUCUAUGAGGGAGACCCAUUUGGUCACUUUUCUAUUGAUUUCAACACUGGAGUCAUACAAGUUAUCCAGCCACUGGACUAUGAGACUCACCCUGCCCACAGGUUAAGCAUACAAGCAAUGGACUCUCUAACUGGGGUCUACUCUGAAGUUUUUGUUGAUAUCAUUUUAGAGGACGUCAAUGACAAUGCACCUAUAUUUCAUAUGAAGUAUUAUAACGUCAGUGUUCCUGAGUCUGCUAUGAUUGGUACAUCUGUAUUACAAGUGUCAGCUAGAGACUUGGAUAGUGGCAGCAACAAAGAAAUAUCCUAUCAACUGUAUGCAAAAAAUGGGACCAUUUCAGAUCACUUCAGAAUAGACGGUCAAAGUGGAGUCAUCUGGACUACUGCUCUUUUGGACUAUGAAACAGAACCAAUGCAUGAGUUAACUGUGAGGGCUUUGGAUGGAGGAGCUUUCCAGCUGUACAGUGAGGUCAUGGUGGUAGUACUUGUUGCUGAUGUAAACGAUAACCCACCUGUAUUUGCACAGCAACUUUACAACACCACUAUUAGUGAGCAUUCUCCUCCAGGUCAUUUUGUUGCCUGUGUUCAAGCAUCUGAUGCUGAUAGCACUGAUACUGGAAAGCUAGAGUUCUCUUUUUUGUCAGGAAAUGAGGACAACAUUUUUGGCAUUGAUAAGAGCAGUGGGGAAAUUGUCAUCUCAAGCUAUCAAAAGCCAAUUGUGGCACAAUAUAACUUAAUUGUGUUCACCACUGAUGGCGUUUUCACAGCUUUUUCUGAAGUAAAAGUCAAGGUGAUCAGCGCAAAUCUGCACAGCCCAUCAUUUACACAGGAUGAAUACGUUGUUGAACUUCUAGAGAACUCUGCUGUAGGCACACUCGUGACUCAGGUGGAGGUACAUGACAGAGAUUCUGGGAUAUAUGGUGAAGUUACACUGUUCAUUGUAAACGAUGUAGCCAGAGACAAAUUCACUUUGAAUGCUGAGGGUCAGAUUCAUACCACUGAAAGUUUUGAUCGAGAGAACCCAACAGAAAAAGUGAUCCAUAUAAACAUACUGGCUAAGGAUGGUGGUGGAAAAGUGGGUUUUUGCACAGUCACUGUGAUUCUCUCAGAUGUCAAUGACAAUGCACCUCAGUUCAGGCUUUCUGAAUACAAAGCUGCAGUUCAGAGGGAUGUUCCAAGAGGAACUACUGUGAUCAAAAUAUCAGCUGUAGAUGAAGAUGAGGGGAGUAAUGCUGACAUAAUUUAUGCGAUCGACUCAGAUAUUGGACACUUUAAAAUCCAUCCCCUUAGUGGGGCAGUUGUCACAAAGGGAAAUCUAAUGGAACUAGAAAAUGGACUGUGCUCUUUCUAUGUGAAGGCUAAAGAUUCUGGAAGCCCUCCAAGACAGUCUGUUAUCCCUGUUUCAAUUAAAGUGCUUCCUUCUGAUUUGCCCAUGCUGAAGUUUGCUGAAGAAUUACUUCGGCUGGAACUUGCGGAGGACCUCCCUGUCGGGACUGAGAUAAAUGUCAUCCAGUCUGAAAGAACACAGCCUGUGAUCUAUAACCUUGUAAGAGGAAACACUCCUGAGAGCAACAAAGAUGAUGUCUUUGUCAUCAACAGCAACACUGGAAAGCUGAAACUGGCCAAACGACUGGACUAUGAAGCUAUCAAAUGGUUUCAGCUAACCAUCCAGGUCCAGGGCACUGAAGGGAGCAUGGAAGUAAUGUCAGUCAUAGAUGUGAACAUACAUUUGAAGGAUGUAAAUGAUAAUAGCCCACAGUUUGACUCCUUCCCCUACCAGUCCUUUCUUGUUGAGAACUUAUCAGGAGGGACCUCAGUGGUCCAAGUGACAGCUACUGAUCUGGACUCUGGGGUGAAUGGUCUCGUCACUUACAGCCUAGAUGAGAAUCAAGAGAACCCUGAGGUUCUGGAGUUGUUUGCUGUGGACAGUGAGACAGGCUGGGUCACGACUGUCACAGAGAUAGACAGAGAAAAGAGAAACAUGUACAGAAUAGCAAUCAUUGCAAAAGACAGAGCACCAGAGAUACACAUGACUGGCACCACCGUGGUGGAGGUAACAGUGGUGGAUUUAAAUGACAACCCUCCAGUCUUCACUCAGGCAGUGUAUAAAGCCAGAGUGAGGGAGGAUGAAUCUACACCAGGCACCAUCAUAACUGUUUUAAGCACUACUGACUCUGACAGUGAGGAGGUCAACAGGAGGUUCAGCUGCUUCAUCACAGGUGGAGACCCUCGGGGCCAGUUUAAUCUGGAAUAUGAAGAUGGUGCUUGCAUAGUCAUGACUGCCAAGACACUGGACAGAGAGGACAGAGGGCACUACCUCUUAAACAUUACAGCCACAGAUGGAACCUAUAUGGCCAGGACUGCUGUAGAGCUCACAGUUCUUGAUGCAAAUGACAACAGCCCUGUGUGUGAGAAGGGUCUGUACACUGGAACAGUUCCAGAAAAUUCCCCGGCAGGAAAAUUCAUCCUACUCGUUUCAGCCUCUGAUCCAGAUAUCCAGUCAAAUGCUGAAAUUACAUACCGACUUGCAGGAGAUGGGGCUGAAUCAUUCAGAAUGGACUCUGCCACAGGCACUCUAAAGACACUGCUGCCUCUUGACCGAGAGGAGAAAGACGUAUAUAACCUUACAGUGCAAGCAGUGGAUGGGGGCAAUCGCUUCUGUCAGGUUGACGUUGUCAUCACUGUAGAAGAUGUUAAUGACAAUGCUCCUGUGUUCACCUCUGACCUGUACUACAUUAGUGUAUUUGAUAACACACAACCUGGGGCAUAUUUGGCACGUCUACAGGCAUCCGAUGCUGAUACUGGCUUGAACAGUAAGAUCAGUUAUUUGCUUGAGGACUCUGCUGGAGGUCUGUUUUCUAUUGAGGAGCAGUCUGGAAUCAUCAGCUUGGUGAAGCCUUUGAGCAGGCAGGUGAUGGCUGGGUAUAGGCUGAAAGUGCGUGCUGCAGAUCAUGGCUCCCUACGGACGCUCUCCACUCUUAGCUCUGUGGAGGUGACAGUACUGGACGCUAAUCACCACCCUCCGGUGUUUGAGCACAGGGACUAUGUUUCCAUUGUUCCUGAAGAUGUUGCCGUGGGGACCCUGCUUCUGAGUGUCUUUGCUGCUAGCAGCAAUGCACAGGCUAAUGCCCAGACCAGCUACUCCAUCACCAGUGGCAACAAGCAGGGAGCCUUCAGCAUCGAUUCCCAAACAGGCAACAUCUUUGUGAUUGCUCCGCUGGAUUAUGAGGCAGCACGAGAGCACUACCUGACAGUGAAGGCCACUGCUGGAGGCCAGGAGACUCUGAGCGACACAGCCACUGUUACCGUCCACCUCACAGACGUCAAUGACAACAGUCCUGUAUUCAGCCAGGAGCUCUACUCAGCUGUAGUCAGUGAAGACUCACUACCUGGCUGGUCUGUGCUAACUGUAAUGGCGAAUGACUUUGAUGGGCCUUCAAACAACCUCAUCCAUUAUUCCAUUGUGGAUGGAAACCAAGACAGUCCAUUCAUCAUAGACGCAGUCAGUGGUGUACUGAAAGUGGCGCGUCAAUUAGACAGAGAAAAGGUUGGUGGGUACAAACUCACUGUUCUGGCCUCCGACAGCGGAAAUCCCCCCAAAUCCAGCAGUGCAGCAAUCAACAUGACAGUGGCUGAUGUGAACGAUAAUCCCCCUGUCUUCUCGCAGGCUAACUACAGCCUCAUCAUCCAGGAGAGCCUGCCUGCAGGGGCCUCUGUCCUCCAGCUGAGUGUGAGCGACAGAGAUGCCCCACAAAAUGGCCCCCCUUUCUCCUACAACAUCUUGAAGGGCAACGAGGGAAAAUCCUUCAGCAUAGACCAGCAGGGAGUCAUUAGGACCACAACAUCUCUGAGGAGUUCAGAAAAGGAUCAGUAUGUUCUCCACAUCCAGGUCUCCGACAGUGGGAAACCUCCUCUCCAGUCAUCUGCCCUUCUCAACAUUUGUGUGGCACAGACCAGUCUGUAUCCUCCAUCUGUUCUUCCUCAGGAUGUGUUCAUUCUGGUCCAAGGAGAGGAGUACCCUGCAGGAGGCAUUCUGGGAAGAGUCAACGCCACUGAUCUUGACAAGCAUGAUACGCUCACAUACACCCUGCAGCCUCCAGGCCAUGACCUGAUCUCUGUAUCUGGCUCUGAUGGCCGGCUGCUGGCCCGGCGGGGGCUGGAUGUGGGCCGCUACCCACUCAAUGUGUCGGUCAGCGAUGGCCGCUUCUCUUCCUUAGCCAGCAUCACGGUGCAUGUGCGGCAGGUCACUCAGCAGAUGCUAGAUGGUUCCGUGUCUGUGCGUUUUGCUGCCAUCACUGCUGAGGACUUCAUCCAGGAGCACUGGAGGAACUUCCAGAGAGCAAUCCGAAGCAUCCACAGCAGGGCUGGACUUUACACUAAACAGAGAAGCGACAUGCAGAUCCUCAGCCUGCAACCCGUUGAGCCUGAGGGUGAUCUGGAUGUGCUGAUGUUCUUGGAGAAGUCUGGAGGUGCUGGCUCUUCCCUGGAGCCCCUCCUGCAGAACCUCAACACCUCCAGCGUAGCUCUACAGGAGCUGAGUGGCCUGAGAGUGGUGAGGGUUGUGACCCGCUACUGCUCUAACGCUGAAUGUCCAGACCACAUGUGCAGGAAGGUGGUGACCCUGGAUUCCAGCAGCAUGGCAGUGUACAGCACGGCCAGAGUGAGCUACAUCACUCCUCAUCACCACAUCACUCCCAGCUGUCUCUGCAAAGAUGGAAAAUGUGCAGAUCAGAUUCAAGGCUGUGCUAGUAACCAGUGUCCAGAGGGUUAUCGUUGUGUGGCUCUUCAAGGAGAGAACAAAUAUCGCUGUGUUUGUCCAUGGGGCAAAAAAGCAAAAUGCUCAGGAGGAGCAAUAAUGACAUUCAGUGAGAACAGCUAUAUCAAGUAUCAUCUGAGGAAGAGCACUAGAGCAGAAAUGAAGUUUUCUUUGAGGUUAAAAACUUUUUCUAGCCAUGGAACAGUGAUGUUUGUGAAAGGAAGAGGUUACAGCCUUCUGGAGGUGGUAGGAGGCAGGCUGCAGUGUCAGUUUGACUGUGGGAGCGGGCCUGUCACCAUGUCUGUCCACAGUGUUGAGGUGAAUGAUGGUCUGUGGCACUCAGUGGAACUGGAGGUAAAGGGUAACCGUGCCAGGCUGGUCCUGGACCACCUCCAUUCUGCAUCAGGUAUUUCGUCUGGUGCAUUGCCCUGCCUUGGCCUGGACAAGCAGGUGAUCCUGGGCGGACAUGCAGGCCUGUUGGGCUCCAGGCCGAGGCGCAGUCUGCCCCUCUCUGGCAGCCUGCAGGGUUGUGUGGACACAGUGCUGUUUAAUGGACAGAGUUUGUUCCUGCAGUCAGAAAGCCUCUCAGGGGUUGUGGUUGAGGACACAGUAGGAGUGACUCCAGGCUGUGGCAUGAGUUUAACACCAGACCAGGACUGCACAAGCAACCCCUGCCUCAAUGGAGGAAGCUGCUCUCAGAGGCUCAAUGGAGGCUAUUAUUGCAGAUGUAAUAGUUUAUUUGUGGGAGAUCACUGUGAGCUAAGUAUCAGCCCCUGUGUUUCCAACCCCUGCCUGUAUGGAGGAACAUGUAUACAGAAUAAUGAGGACUACUACUGCCGCUGCCGAGGACAGUACACUGGUCAGAGAUGUGAGGUAGGUCCAUACUGCAAGGAAAACCCCUGCAGAAAUGGUGGACAUUGUAUUGACAGCUUGGAUGGGCCUGUCUGUGAAUGUGAACCCGGGUUCAAAGGAGAAAGGUGCCAGACUGAUGUAGAUGAAUGCCUACGUCUGCCUUGCUUAAACGGCGGCUGGUGUGUGAACACCUACGGCUCCUUCAACUGCAGUUGCAGUCCGGGCUUCAGUGGGAGGCUGUGUGAGAUGGAGAAUGAGGUCCACAAUGUGUUUAUCUCCACUUCUUGGAACAUGGGCUGGGCCGAGCUGGUGGGGAUUCUCAUUUUUUUGGCGGCCAUCUUUGUUUUGGCCUUGCUGUUUGUCCUCAUCCGUACAGGAUUGUGUGAUCCUAGUAAAGAUGAGCAAGAGAAAGAAAAGUACAGAGCUGUAGAUGCUUAUAUCCAGAGGACAUAUCUGGACUGCCGGCCCCGCAGGGACACUUUUCCAGAUACUCCACCACAGGUCCCUGUGAAACCCCUCUCUUAUAAUCCCAGCAUCCGUACAGACUCCCAUAAGGACAUAGAUGGGAGCUCCUUUACUCCAGAUGUGACAUUUGGACUAAAAAAGUCUGUGGCUGUAUGCAGUGUAGCACCCAACCUGCCCCAGCGCAGAGCCUCACGGCCCCCUACAAACAGUGACUCCACACAAAAGCCAGACUGGGAUGAAGAAGGUGAAAAUACAAGGGACACAAACUCUUCCUUGUCAAAAGACGAAGACAUGGCCAAUGACAGAGGAAGUAACCAAGGCCUUGCUUAUUCUUUCCAAUAUAUGGAUGAUAACAACUACCACUGGGACACCUCAGACUGGAUGCAUAGUGUUCAGGUUCCUGGAUUUCAGAGCCUUCUUCAGUAUGAAUUUGUGCAAAUGCCCUCCAUGUACCCUGACAUUAAUGACAUGUACCCUAGAACUCAUGUUCCUGAUUUGGAUUACCUUGCUGAAGGUGAUGAUGUUGAGGCCAACAUUCUACCACCUCCAGGACAUUUUCCUCAUGAUGAGCCUCUUUCCAGUCUACACUGCAGGGACUAAUCCGCCUGGCCAUAGGCCCACACAGCCAUCGCUCGGACAUCAGGGCCAUGCUUGACCACAUGCAGUCUGCAGCAGCACAGCCUGGGUCAUUGGCAGCCUAAUCAGACAGUCCAAGUAGUGCCUCAGGAUUCAGUUGAAGGACCAUUUGAACUUAUGCCAGGCAGUAUUUACUCUGGAAGUGCCAGGCAAGAGGGCCAGGGCACCUUUCCCAGUUUGUUGCAUACCUCCGCUCACCUGUCAAAUAAUGGUGAGGAUCUGGAUCCAAUGAUGUGUGACUUAAAGAGUUUGGACAAAAGUGUUUCAAGUGGCAUCUCAACACCAAUGAUGAAGAAAAACGUUGCACACUGAAGGCUGUAAUGUGUUUAGCGUGUAUGGUUUUGUGUGUGCUCAAAUGUGUUUGUAGUCUCUCUCUAUUUUUUACUUACGUUUAGAGAAAUAAUAAGUUAUUGGAUUGUAUCACUCAAACUGGUCAGUGCAGGCUAUGGAUAACAUGCUGUUGUCUUUGUGUUUAGAUGGAAAAUUACAUCCACUAUGUGCCAUUUUCGUGACUACUUUUUGCGAGAAGUAAAGCAUACACAAAAAAAUGAAUGUAAACUUAUUAUAAGGUUGUAAAUGUUUGCUGAAGUCCUGUGAAAAGUGUUUCAUUUGUGCAGAUUAAAUUAAGAUUAUCCAUUUGCUAUUAUUUAGUUAUUACUUAUCACUUUCUUAUAUA
This is a messenger RNA of Pygocentrus nattereri (red-bellied piranha), 14074 nucleotides long. RefSeq names its product FAT atypical cadherin 1b (gene fat1b). Gene Ontology annotation, molecular function: calcium ion binding. Lineage: Eukaryota; Metazoa; Chordata; Actinopteri; Characiformes; Serrasalmidae. Bases 145 to 13362 code for a protein of 4405 amino acids. The transcript is spliced from 30 exons. The record is from RefSeq and is a predicted model, not a curated record. Gene Ontology annotation, biological process: homophilic cell-cell adhesion. Gene Ontology annotation, cellular component: plasma membrane.